AUGCACCAGGGAGAUUACGCUUCCUACUACCAGUUCCCCACCUUCCAAAACCCUAACCCCAAUCCCAAUCCAAACCCGCCCAAUUCGAUCGAUCACCACCAGACGGCGUCGGCGCCGCCGUUCUCCCCCAGCUACCCUCCCAACGAUUACUCCGCGCCUAUCCUCCUCAAUCUUACCCUCCUCCACCUCCUUACUCUUCCGAUCCCGCAGCUGCCUCCAGCCACCCGCGCAGCAAUCGUAUUUCCCGCCGUUCGAUCACCAUCAGACCCUGGUGCCAGCUAUGCUGCUGCCCCGCCCCCGCCACCGCCUGCCUCGAAUCCGAUCGCCGGAGCGCCCUAUGUGUCUUAUUCGUCCCUUAAUCCGGUAGGAUCGUCUGUUCCGCCUGUGUAUGAUAACCAGUAUGAGAAUUCGCCGAAGUUCGAUCAUGGCGUUGGGUAUUUUGACGAUAAGUAUGGGAUCUAUAAUCGGGUCGGUCUGAUUUGGGGAUGGAUCCUUAUGGAAUGCGGUCAGAAGGGAGGUCUGAAAUGGGUCGGGAUGGUGGAUAUGGUGAUGGUGUUAUUGCUAUCAAGGUGGGAAGGUGGAGCCGUACGGGGCACGAGGGACGGCACCGAAGUCUUCAACAUGGGUGGAGGCCAGAGCACCAUGGAUGUGCUUUGCCAGAUUGGUUUGGAUGGAAUUAAGAUGCUAGAUCCCAAUACCAGUCGGACACUCAGAAUUUAUCCCCUUGAGAACAUCACAAGAUGUGAUAAAAUGGACUCGUCAACUUUUGCCUUCUGGUCCAAGAGCUCUGUGGAUGUUGAACCAAGGCGCAUCAGGUUGCAAUCAAAUAGCUACACGACCAGUACACUUCUUGAUACAGUGACUGCUGCAACCAUACAGCUGAAGGAAAUGGGGGGAAGACCCAAGCCUUCAGAUCAUUCAAAGAUAUCUGAGCAGACGGCAGAGAGGAAGAAAGGUUUUGGUGAUUGGAUGAACUUCAUAAAGCCCGCUAAUGAGGAGAAAGAUCAUUGGGUCCCUGAUGAAGCAGUAAUGAAGUGUACAGGAUGUGGGACUGAUUUUAAUGCAUUCAUUCGAAGGCACCACUGCAGAAACUGUGGCGACAUAUUCUGUGAUAAAUGUACCCAUGGAAGAAUUGCUCUUACUGCUGAGGAGAAUGCCAGCCAGUUAGAGUUUGCGACCGGUGCCUGUAUCUGUGUUCUGCAUGUUUUAGGCGGAAGUGACACAGCGUUGACGAAUACUAAAGAAGCAGCCAGUAAACCUGCAGGAUUAAUUAGCCAUGAGGACCUCGCCAGAAACUUCAGGUAUUUGAGAGAGAUGGAAAGGAAUCGCAAGACAUCCUCGGGAUCAAAAUCUUCUGAAGGAUCAUCUGGCAAGCGAAUGAGAGAAGUCGCGUGCCCUACUUGCACUGUCCAUCUCCAGGUUCAGGUCCCGAGCUCAGGUUCAGAGACCAUAGAAUGCGGAGUCUGUCAGCACCCUUUCCUUGUCAGUGCUCACUAGGUGUCUGCAAAGUGGCGCUUCUUCCUUUUCUUUUUCUAAAGUCCUGGAUGUUGUUUCUAGAUGGCCUUUGUUUGUACAAAAAGUGUUGGUAAAGCUCCCUCUGGCUUUGGGGUAAACUGAAGUUGGUUCAUUGGGGGUUUUUUGAUUUGUCACGGAACAUAAUCUGUCAUUCAUGACACAAUAUGCAACUUUGAGUUUCGCUGGGUGCUUUAAUUUGAGAGUUGACUUUGGGGUUGCUUUCUUUCUGGCUUUGUAAAUUUGAUGAUUAUGCCCCUCUCCCUAUAUUCCUAAUAACACGCUUGUAUUUGGCAACAGUGUUCAGAACUUGUGGAUAAUAGAUUUCGCGUCUCUAUGUUGUGCA
This is a messenger RNA of Linum tenue, 1858 nucleotides long. NCBI's taxonomy places the organism in Eukaryota, Viridiplantae, Streptophyta, Magnoliopsida, Malpighiales, Linaceae. The record is from the annotation of a GenBank genome assembly.